GAAGUGUUUUCGAAAGAGGCACUAAAAUAUGCCGUCUUAUCCUUAAGGAUGUUUUGGGAGAAGCUCCACUACACAAGGCAGCAAAAGUUGGAAGCCUGGAAUGCCUUAGCCUGCUUGUAGCCAGUGAUGCCCAAAUUGACUUAUGUAAUAAGAAUGGGCAAACAGCUGAAGAUCUUGCUUGGUCAUGUGGAUUUCCGGAAUGUGCCAAGUUUCUUACAACAAUUAAAUGGAUGCAGACAGUAAAAUCAAGGGAACUGUCUGAUAGGGAUCAUUGUGUUCCAGUGCUCAGACAGAAACGAAGUUUUGGAAGUGUAGAAAACACAAAUGGGAAAAGGAAGCGUUGAUGUCACGUUGGUUAUGAAGAGGUGUGAAGAAGGCCUUCAUUUCAUGCAGAUCUACAAGCUCUGGCUUUUGGCUUACCGUAUGUGUCUAAACUCCUUCUAAGAAGGAGGAAAACUUUCUUCCACAUGAAGAUAACACUUAAGAAUACAUGUAUUUACAUGCCUAUAAUAUUUUGGUUGUGCAUGCAUGCUUUCUCUUUUAAGUUAUUAAAGGAUUGUUUAAAGAGUAAA
Galeopterus variegatus (Sunda flying lemur) is the source of this 572-nucleotide messenger RNA. Its product is annotated as ankyrin repeat domain-containing protein 37-like. Lineage: Eukaryota; Metazoa; Chordata; Mammalia; Dermoptera; Cynocephalidae. Gene Ontology annotation, molecular function: protein binding. The record is from RefSeq and is a predicted model, not a curated record. The transcript has 3 exons. The annotation marks the transcript as partial.